Messenger RNA from Octopus bimaculoides (California two-spot octopus), 14705 nucleotides. RefSeq names its product cytoplasmic dynein 2 heavy chain 1. The record is from RefSeq and is a predicted model, not a curated record. Lineage: Eukaryota; Metazoa; Mollusca; Cephalopoda; Octopoda; Octopodidae. Gene Ontology annotation, biological process: microtubule-based movement. Gene Ontology annotation, molecular function: ATP hydrolysis activity; dynein light intermediate chain binding; minus-end-directed microtubule motor activity. Gene Ontology annotation, cellular component: dynein complex.
AUCAACAUAUUCCACAAGUUUUCUGCUCUUAUUUACUGAAAAUAGUUAGGUAUAUACUAAUGAUUAAUGAUUUGUGUCUGAAGUAUUUUCAUUAUUGUAAUCAAUCAACAUUUUCUUUUCAAAAAUAAUAAUAAAGUCGUAAAAUCUAUUCUAAGUCUUCACUUACACCGCCCACUGGAUAAACUUUAGAUAAGUUGGGCGCCGAGUUUCCUUCAUGUUAUCCGAUGUUCUUUUUCCAAAGAAAACAUGGCUGGAGAUUCCCGUAAAGAAUUUCUACUGACAUCUGUAGCUAAUCAUUUCAAUAUCCAGCUGAAAGAUAACAAUGUCUUGUACCAGAAUGAAAGCCUCAAUAACUUCCUUGAUGAUGAGAGUACAACCAUCUUGUCUUGUUAUGUUAAAAGCAACACAAAGCAAAUAUUGUUCAACAAUAGCGUUGACAGAGUACCAUCAGAGGUUUUAAUAUUCUUCAAACUAAGACUGGAAGUUAUAACUCCUGACAACCUACACAAUAACAUCUGUAUCUCUUCCAUCAUUGAUUCCCCUUUCAAUACCUUCUACAAUGUCAUCAAAAGCCUUUAUGCGCCAGUAUUUCUUGAGGACACAAACUGGAAUCAGCUGAUGGAUCCUCAACUCCAAAAACUGCUUGCUGAACUUAUAGCUGGUCUGAAAUCUUCUUUGAGAAAACAGAAUCUUGCUUCUGGAGACAAAAAGGAUGCAGAUCUUGAUGAAGACAAUUUUGGAGGAAUCAUCACACCUGAAGAUGAAUUUCAAUUUUGGAAUGAUGUUAGUGUUUCAAGCCACUCACCUGAAGAUUGCAAGAGAGCUAGAUACUUCCAAGAUCUAUUCCAACCUAUCUGCAAAGAUUAUGGUAACGGCUUAGACUGUCUGGAAAUGCAAAAUGUUCUGGAGCUGAUUGAAACAACUCAAGAUAUUCUGGAUGAUGUUUGGAAGCAGACUGAAUUUGAACCUGUGUAUCCAGAAAAACGAAUGAGACAUUUAAUGGAAGUUAUUGCAUCUUCCAUUGCUCGCUACGUGAAGAAGAAACUUGCUGAUGAAGACAUUUGGUACGGCUGUUACUCGAAUGUAUGUCAAGUUCUUCAGUCUGGCAUUACCAUCUGCGAGUCUUGGAUUAACAUCUGUGAAUCUUUCACUGUCCACUUGUGGAAACGGUAUGUUCAACAUCCAUGGGCUGGCAGCAAAUUUGUUCCGGCUGACCUUUCACAACUUGCUGAGAGAAUAAAUGAGGUCCUGACUCUUCGUUCAAUCCAUGAGCAACUGACGCACUUGCUCAGUUCCCAGGAGCAGCAGGAACUGAACAUGUCACAAGUAUUCCGGCCGUUCACUGGUCUCAACCCCAUUCUCUACAAUCCGUUCACCAAACCUCUUUGGGACGCCGCAGUGGUACAGUUCAGCCGAGUACUGUCACCUAUCGAGCAGAAAGUAGCCUCUGUCCUGAAACGUCACAUUCAAGAUGUGGAAGGAAACUUACAACAGCUUCUAUGGGAGUUCCACCAUUACAAAGAUCUGAUUAAGAGGCCUGCAAUCAGCAAGGAGAUGCUCUCACAACGAGAAACUCUCCUAGCACAGUUAACUCGCAGCAUUAAGCAAAUCAAUGAAGACUUUAAUGCUCGCACUAAUGCUGUUGACAAACCAAACGUUCCAAAGGGUAAGAACCUACCAAACAUCGUGAAUGUUAUAAUAUAUGUUCGACAGCUUGAGGCAAGGGUGGAAGAUAGCAUAAACAUGACUAAUGCUGUGUUAAAUGACUUGAGCAAUUAUGAAGCCUUCAAGAGAAAUGCUAAUGAAACACUGAAUGAAUUGAAGUCCUGGCGCAAGGACCAUUUUGAAGAUUGGUCUAGCCAAAUGUCAGAUAUGAUCAACAGCCAUAGUCAACCCCUCAGCCUCUCUAUAAACAGCUGUAUCAUGGAACUCAAAAGUGACAAGCUGAAAGUGAACUACAAUGAGAGGCUGGUCACUCUUUUGCGAGAAGUUCGAAUGCUGUCAGCACUCGGGUUUGCAAUCCCAAGAAAUAUUCAAGAAACAGCAAAAACUGCUAAGAAAUUUUAUAGGCAUGGAAUCGUUUUGGAACAGGUUGCUCACUUUUAUAAUACCAUUGACCAACAGAUGAUAAUGUCACAGAAACCAAUGAUGAUCACUUCAGCUAGAGCUUUUGAAGCGUUGAUUGUCAGACCAAAAGAGAAUACAAAAGGACAUCAUGGUAUCACCAAGGUGACAUGGGAUAACCCUGAAGAACUGGAGAACUACAUCGAGAGACUACAGGAAGCUGCCAAGAAGCUGACGUCCGAAAAUCGAAUGCUGCGCCAGUACCAUAAGAAUAUCUGUGAGAAGGUCCAACAGUUGAUGCAUCUUGAUCUACUGCGCAAACAUCAACAAUGGAAAGAUUGUUACAUGGAUAUCAAACAUAUACUAACAGCUGUUUUUAAUCAGGGUUACUCUUAUGAAUUGAUGGCUGGCUGGCGCCGACACUGGGACUACCAACUGUACAAAAGUCUGGAGCACCAAUACCAGAGUGGUUUGGAGGCUCUAAAUACAAACAUUGCAGAAAUUAAAGUGGAACUUGUAUUCAGGUUAGAUUGGGUUGCUCUUGGAACUAUUGACAUAAAUGAGCUUGCAGACCAAUGUCUCGUGGAUAUUACUGACUGGGAACGAAAUAUAAAGGCAUUGAAGAUUCGUAGCCGGAAUGCAGAUAAACUACCAAAUCAGGUAAAAGUUGGCUGCAUCACUGUAAACACAUCUCCGGUGAAGAUUGUCAUUGAUGAACUCAUCCAACAGCUGUAUGAUGCCCUCGUAAGCUGCCUUCAACGUAAGAUCAGUCUCGAUGUCAAGCACAUUGACACAUUCCUCACUGAAGCCAUUGAAAAACUGUCUACUCAGCCAAAUACUCUGGAAGAAAUUACUGCUGCCAAUGCUUGCCACAUGGAAUAUGCCGAGAAGAAGAAAGAGAUCAAAGACUUGUUUGAAAAGGCGCAGGCGAAAAACAAAUUAUUGCGUUCCUUUGCCGGCCAAGAAUUGGACAACGUCAUGAAGCUUGCUUCCCACUGGGACAGUUUUGAGCUUGUUUUGGACAGCCAUAGUUCUAUGAUAACUAAAAGAAUGGAUGUUAUGAGAAACAAUUUGGAAUCUGACGUUGCAUCCUUCCACACUGCUGUUCAGAAAUUCUCUGAUAGAUGGGAGCAAGCAGAGCAGAACUUAUCUUUUGAUGGGGACAUUUCACAAUGUGACCAGGAUCUUGAGCAAGCCUGUGAGAAGUUUCAUCUUCCACCACCCGAUUCAAACCAGAUUACUGAACUAAAAGAGAAACUGGCCGGCUUUGAAGGCAUAGUUAUUGUCUACAAUGACUACAAGAAUGAACUGGAAGACUUAACGAAAGAAGAUUGGAUAUCCUUUGGCCUUUCAAGUCAAAAAUUGCUGGAGAAUGUUUUGCCUAUACUGAAAUGGGUCAGAGGGGACCAAUUCACUUCCAGUCAUUGGGUAGAGAUAAACACAUUGCUUCAAUUACCACCAAACACCAAACCAGAAAAACUUACUUUUGGCAUGGUUCUUGGUUCCAGUGAAAACAUCAUCAAAAAUGUAGACACAUUAAAAGAAUUGAACCGCCGUGCCCAAGGAGAAAUUAUCAUUCGCGAUGCCAUACGAGAAAUUGAAAUGUGGGGUGUUGGAGCUGCGUUCUCUUUGACUGACUAUGAGGACACCAACAAACAGACAGUGAAGUUAAUUAAGGGCUGGAAAGAUAUUUUCAACGAGGUUGGAGACCAACAGUGCUUAUUGCAAUCCCUUAAAGAUUCACCGUACUUCAAAAACUUUUUGGAUAAAGCCACAAUUUGGGAGAAACGCUUAGCAAGUUUGGACGAGUACUUGCAGAACCUUUACCAAAUUCAGCAUAAAUGGGUUUACUUAGAACCGAUAUUUGGUCGCGGUGCUUUACCUAAGGAACAGAACCGCUUCAAGAGAGUCGAUAGUGAUUUCAGAGCCAUUAUGACGGACAUACAGCGAGAUCGUCGUUAUGUUUCUCUUGUAAACCAAGUAGGACUUUGUGAUCAGUUAAAGACAAUGGUGGACCAACUGCAAAGAUGCCAGAAAGCUCUCAAUGAAUUCUUAGAGGAAAAAAGGUCCUCAUUUCCCCGUUUUUAUUUCAUUGGAGACGAGGACCUGCUGGAGAUUCUUGGCCAGUCAACUAAGCCUGAUGUAAUCCAAACCCACCUGAAGAAAUUGUUUGCCGGCAUUCAUACUGUCCAGUUUAAUGAUGACUGUAGCCAGAUUCUUGCCAUGAGGUCAUUGCAUGGGGAGGUGGUACCACUUCGUCAACAAGUUCUCAUCAGCAAUGAUGUUGAGAUGUGGAUGAACAGCCUGGCUAUAGAAAUGAAAGAGACCUUGAAAGACUUACUGAAAGACUGUCUGCGAGAAUCCCAGACAGGACAACCUGGUCCAAACAAUUAUCCUUCACAGAUUCUAUGUCUUGUGGGGCAGAUUCAAUUCACCCAGCAAUGUGAGAAUGCUAUCAAGCAAAACAACUUGAAUGGAUACCUGCAUGAAGUCAAACAUAGGCUUGAUGUUCUUACCAGGCAAAAUGUGAAAUGUGAAGACAUACUUGAGCUGAAACUAAAAGCUCUCAUCCUUGAUAUGGUUCAUGGCAUAGAUGUGAUCCAACAGCUGAUGGCAGCAAAUGUCACUUCUGUUACAGAUUGGCAUUGGCAGAAACAGCUCAGGUUCUACUCGAAGAAUACAAACCUCUGUAUCGUCAAGAUGGUGGACGCUGAAUUUAACUACACGUUUGAAUACCAAGGGAAUGUCCAGAAACUGGUCCAUACUCCACUCACUGACAAGUGCUACUUGACCCUAACUCAAGUAAAUUUCAUUUUUUUGUUUGUGAAUGACUUUUUUUCUUUGACACCUUUGCAGAGUCUAGACGUGAAGUCGAUGGGGCGUAUCUUCAUUGGCCUUGUUAAAUGUGGUGCCUGGGGCUGUUUUGAUGAAUUCAAUCGACUGGAACCGCCAGUGCUGUCAGCUGUCUCCAUGCAAAUCCAAGUCAUCCAAGAUGCUAUCAAAAGCAAAUCAAAACACAUGGAAUUACUCCGUAAAAAUAUUGAAAUUGACCAUAACUCUGGUAUCUUCAUAACAAUGAACCCUGCGGGUAAAGGUUAUGGAGGCCGACAGAAACUACCAGACAAUCUGAAGCAGCUAUUUCGGCCAGUGGCCAUGUCCAAGCCCGACAAUGAGCAAAUUGCUGAAGUCAUCCUCUUUUCGGAUGGUUUCAAAGAGGCCAAAAUGAUCGGACGAAAGCUGGUCACUAUCUUUAAUCUUUCCAAACAAUUGCUAACACCACAGCAGCACUAUGACUGGGGACUGAGGGCCAUGAAAACUGUUCUUAGAGGAUGUGCCAGUCUUUUACAGAAAGCCAGAGAUGAAGAUGUAACCAUCGAUGAAACAGUCGAAUCAAUGUUAGUGGUGCAGGCACUGAGAUUUAACACUCUGUCGAAGCUCACCUUCUCUGACAGCAGUGUGUUCGACAGUCUGGUGCAAGACAUAUUCCCCGGGGUUAGUUUCAAGGACAUUCAGUUUGAGAAUGUCGCUCAGGCAUUCCGCGAGGUGUGUCAAGAACAGAACCUGACCGUUGAUGAAAGCCAGGUGAAGAAAGCCUUGGAACUCUAUGAACAGCUGAAACAAAGGAUGGGCAUCGUAAUUGUUGGACCAAGUGGUUCAGGCAAGUCCACUCUCUGGUCAGUUCUACGCCAAGCCUUAGCAAAGAUUGGUCAGACAGUAAAACAGUACACAAUGAAUCCAAAGGCCAUGCCAAGAACUCAGUUGCUUGGUCACAUCGAUAUGGAUACUCGUGAAUGGACUGAUGGAGUUCUUACAAACAGCGCCCGCCAAGUAGUCAAAGAACCUCUUGAUAUUCAUUCCUGGAUUAUAUGCGAUGGGGAUAUUGAUCCUGAAUGGAUUGAAUCCUUGAAUUCUGUACUGGACGACAACAGACUCUUGACCAUGCCAUCAGGGGAGCGGAUUCAAUUCGGACCGAAUGUGAACUUCAUAUUUGAGACCCAUGAUCUUGUCAAUGCAUCCCCUGCCACGAUAUCCCGUAUGGGCAUGAUAUUUCUCAGUGAUGAAAACAUAAACAUGAAAGGCUUGGUGCAGUCAUGGCUGCAGAGUCAAGACGAACUGCAACAGAUGAAGCUCAGUACCUGGAUAGAUGACUAUUUCUACAGUGCUCUUGACUGGGUCAUCAGGCAGAACGACUUGGUUGUGGAGACCAGCUUGGUUGGCAUUUUAAAAAAUGGCCUUUCACAUCUUGGCCAAGCUAAAAGCAAAGCUCACUUUGCUGUGUGUUUAAUUCGAGGACUAGGAGCCAACUUGAAUCCGAAAUCCAGAGCAGCUCUUGCAGAAGAAGUGUUUUCAAUGAUUGGAGAAACUCCACCAGAUUCACAACACAUUCUGGAUACUUACUAUGACGAGGAGACUGGACGACUAAAAACCUACACACUACAAGAUGGUCUGAAAGAUGAACAUCUUGAUUUGAACAGCUUGGAACAAGGCUCACAACUUCCCAUAAUCAAGACAGUCGAUGUGCAAAGAAACCUUGAUUAUUUCUCAUUGUGGCUUCAGGACAAACACUACCAUCCGUUUAUCCUUGUUGGACCAGAGGGUUGUGGCAAAAGUCUGUUACUGCACCAUUGCUUUCAGCAGCUGCGAUCAGUCAGUGUUGCAACGGUGCACUGCAAUGCACAAACCACACCUUUGCACAUUUUGCAGAAGCUCGAUCAGAUGUGUCUAAUAGUUAGCACAAAUACCGGACGGAGAUACAGGCCUAAAGAAGGUGAGCGGCUCAUCUUGUACCUGAAGGGUAUCAACCUCCCACGACAUGACAAAUGGCAAACUUGCCAGUUAAUUGCUUUCCUGAGACAGAUAUUCACAUUUGGAGGAUUCUAUAAUUCCAGCCUGGAGUGGGUCGGACUUGAAAGUGUUCAGAUCGUGGCCAGCAUGAACGCUGGAAGCUCACUUGGUCGGCAUAAAUUGUCAACUCGGUUUACAUCUAUUGUCAGGAUAUGUUCAAUAAGUUAUCCAGACCACGAACAACUGAAAUCUGUUUACAUGGCAUAUCUGAGUUCAAUAUUACACCAAAGAUUACCAAGUCAUCCGAUCUGGAGUAAUCCAAGUAAGAUCUAUUCCCUGGCUGGAUCCAUGGUCCAACUUUACGAACGACUUCAGGCGCAGUUCAGUGUGGAUGAUUAUAGUCACUACCUCUUCACACCAUGUGACCUCACCCAGUGGAUUCUGAAUCUUCUGCGCUAUGACCUCAAUGAUACGGCUAGCAGCAACUCUAGCGAACACAUUUUGGAAAUCUGGGCUUAUGAAGCGAGUCGCUUGUUCCGAGACCGGAUUGUUGGUCCUGAGAGCCGCAGCAGGUUUGACCAGAUCCUCAUGUCCAUUAUACAAGCUGAUUGGUCUGCUGAUGUGUUGGAUAAAUUACAAUCUUUUUAUCAUGUCACUUGGGGCAGCAGAUCAACAAACUCAAGUGCAACUUCCCAGAAAAUGAAUGGCAAACCUCUCGGUCGGCUCUCAAGAGAUGAUCUGAAAUCUGUUAUUGAGAAAGGACUACGAGCAUUUUGUUAUGAAAACAAGAUGGACGACAUGUUGAUAUUCAAGGAAGUCAUCGAUCAUAUUGCUCGUGUUGACCGAGUCUUGACCAUGGCUGGAGGCUCCCUGUUGAUGGCCGGCAGCUCUGGUGUUGGCAGACGAUCUGCUGUCAGACUAGUAGCUUUCAUGCACCAAAUGCAUGUUUUUAGUCCAAAGGUCUCCAGGUCUUACAGCAUCAAACAAUUCAAACUUGACUUAAAAGGGGUAAGCCUGCUUGCUGGUGUGAAGAGAAACCUUCAUGUUGCUUUGAUAAUGGACUUUAAGAACCAGACAUUUGCCAUCAACUGUGAAAGCAACCCAGCACUUUACAAGUACUGUGCAGUUCAAUGGAUGGAUUCUUGGAGUCGUGACAGCAUGCUCAAGAUUCCAGAAAUGUUGUUGGCAGAAAAACCUAAAGAAGCCACUAAAGACAACCAGCGCAGCCAACGUCACUCUCACUCAGGAAAGGAUCACCCCUUCAAGGCAUUCCUGCAGAUCCAUGAAGCAUGUCAUGAGUUGAGUGCCACUCCAAGACGUUACAUUGCCUUCCUCAACACCUACUUGUCUGUCUAUCAACAGAAGAAGGAGAAGGUUGCACAGCAAAUCCAGCACUUACAGGCUGGUGUGUCCAAGCUGAACGAGGCUAAGGAGUUGGUUGCUGAACUGAAGGCAAAAGCAGCGACUCAAAGCCAGCUUUUGGUUGAGAAGCAAUCCCAAGCAGAUGCUGCACUGAAAGAAAUAACUAAAAGUAUGGUGGAUGCAGGAGAUCAGAAAAACAAGAUGGUUAUUUUGAAACAGAAGGCAACACAAGAAAACCAGAACCUUGAAUCACGCAAGAAGAAAAUCGAUGAUGAGCUAGCUGAGAUUGAACCCCUCGUGAACGAAGCUAAAAAAGCUGUUGGUAGCAUUCAGAGUGACGCAUUGUCUGAAAUCCGUUCAUUGCGAGCACCACCAAACACCAUCCGCUGCAUUCUUGAAGCUGUACUCUGUAUUAUGGGCAUUUACGAUACAUCUUGGGUUAGUAUGAAAAGCUUUUUAGGGAAAAGAGGAGUGGAGAAAGACAUCCAAUCAUUCAACGCUCGCAGGAUCACUCCCGACAUCAGGAAUGUUGUAGAAGAACUUCUGAGGAAAAAUAAGGACGCAUUUGAAGCAAAGAAUGCAAGGCGAGCAUCAGUUGCUGUAGAAUCCCUUGCUGUUUGGGUGAAAGCCAAUCUAAAGUUCUCAUAUGUUCUACAGAAAAUUGAGCCUUUAGAAGCAGAACAGGCACAACUGCAAAGGAAUCUGGAUGAUGUUGAAGACAGUAUAGUUCAAUUGAGCAGUAAGCUGGACAGUGUGGACAGCAAAGUGGCCGAACUAAAAGGAAACUUUGAGCUCCUGACAAGGGAAGCUCUGGAACUGAAACACAAACUAGAAAAGGAGAAUGAAACAAUACAAGCAGCUGAAACUCUGGUUACAAAACUGGAAGGUGAACAUCAACGUUGGAAUGAGCAAAUUUCAGAACUGAAGACCGAAUCUAAAGAGCUACCAAAGCAUGCCCUCCUCUCAGCAGCAUGCAUCACCUACCUUCCCAGUACACCAGAGGACAUUCGACAAAAGAUGCUGAAAGAAUGGAUGGAUAUGGUUGGACUCCAACAAUUUUCUCUCCGUCGAUUCCUCAGCACUGAAAGUGAACAGUUACAGUGGAAGUCAGAAGGUUUACCCUCCGAUGACCUCACCAUGGAGAAUGCCCUCAUGAUUCUCAAGACCUCUCUACCUGCCUUUCUUGUUGACCCAUCGUCCCGAGCAACUGAAUGGCUGAAAUCCCAUUUGAAGAAUCAUCAAGUUGAAGUCAUAAAUCAACAGGACUCUAAUUUCCAGACUUCUUUAGAAUUGGCUGUGAGAUUUGGGAAGACCCUGAUUAUUCAAGAGAUUGAAGCAAUAGAACCCUUGCUGUACCCGCUACUCAGAAAAGAUCUCAUAUCACAAGGUCCUCGCUGUGUCGUGCAGAUUGGUGAGAAAAUCGUUCACUACAAUGAAGCCUUCAAAGUGUACCUUGCCACCAGAAAUUCCAGUCUGCAAAUACCUCCAGAUGCAAGGUCCAUCAUGACUGAGGUGAACUUCACUACGACAGCAGCUGGACUCACCAGCCAGCUAUUGGCACAGACCAUCCAGCAUGAGAAACCACAACUGGAAGUUCGCAAGACACAACUGUUGCAGCAGGAAGAAGAGUUAAAAAUACAGCUGGCAAAACUUGAAGAAUCACUUCUUGAAGAACUGGCCAAUGCUAAAGGCAACAUCUUGGAGAAUAAGGAACUCUUGGCAUCACUGAACAAGAUGAAAGCUAGCAGUAACACAGUGACGGAAUCACUGCAAGAGUCUGUGCAAUUACAGACUGCUUUGGAUCAAGAAAGAAACACCUAUCUACCCCUUGCAGAAAAUGGCAGUCGACUGUAUUUUGUGAUAAAGGACUUAGUAAAGAUUAACAAUAUGUAUUGUUUCAGCUUAAGUUCAUUUCUACGUCUUUUCCAAAGAACUCUGCAGGCGAUCUAUGAUGAAAGCACCAACAACACAGAGUCUCGCAUCAAACUUCUGCAGAAGCACCUGUUACACCUUGUCUACAAGUCUGUGUGUCGAUCGUUAUUUAAGGCCGAUCAGCUCAUGUUUGCCCUUCACCUGGCUCAUAGAUGGAGACCUGACCAGUUCAAAGACAAUGAAUGGGAAUUACUCAGUGGAACGUAUGUGUCAGAUUUUAAGAUUUCUGCUCAGGCUUUAGAACAAGAGUUACCUCCCUGGAUUGAGGACCGUGAAUGUGCCAUGCCUGUUGCUAUAUUGAAGUACAAUUUCUCUGAACUCUAUGGAAAGCUGAAUUUCCAAGGCUCAAACCUCUGGACACCAUUUCUCCAUAGCAGAUGUUGUGAGCAAGAAUUUCCCAAAGCAGUCGAAAAUAAUCUGAGCAAGUUCCAACGCCUUCUUGUAAUCCAUGCUGUGAGACCUGAUCGUCUGCAGACUGCAAUGACACAGUUUGCUUGCUGGGUACUAGGACUGAAGGAUUUGGCCCCACCAACAUUCAAUCUGAAGAAGUUGUUUACUGAUGAGACCGUUGCUACAGAACCGAUCUUGAUUAUCAUAUCUCCUGGUGCUGAUCCUUCUCAUGAUCUACAAGAACUUGCUUCGCAGACAAUUGGUUCUGACCGAUACUAUCAGGUUGCCAUGGGGCAGGGACAAGCUAAUGUGGCAUUAGAAUUACUUAGGCAAUCAGCCCAUGAUGGAGACUGGUUAUGUUUGAAGAACCUUCAUCUUGUCACAUCUUGGCUUCCUAUCUUAGAAAAGGAAAUUAACAGCCUGAAACCAAACAAUGGCUUCCGUCUCUGGCUUACCACCGAAGUGCAUCCACAUUUCCCCAGUGUCUUGCUCCAGUCUAGUCUUAAAAUCACCUACGAGUCACCUCCUGGGCUAAAGAAAUCUCUCCAACGAACAUACGAGGCCUGGUCAAGUGAGUACCUGCGGCAGGGCAAUGAAAAUCGAGCCAAUGCUUUGUUUGCUCUCGCUUGGUUCCACGCCGUUGUACAAGAAAGGAGGACUUACAUUCCACAGCAAUCACAUUAUCCAAUUCAAAUCUCUCAUCUCUUCUCCUUACUUAUAGGCCAUAAUAUUCAAUGGCAGUGGAUCCAUGGCCUCUUUGAACAGGCAAUAUAUGGUGGUAGAGUAGACAACACCUUUGACAUAAGGGUGUUAGUCUCUUACCUGAAGACUUUCUUUGACAACCGGGUGUUGGGUGAACAUGUGAGUGACAGACGCAUUGGAAAUCUGCAACUGCCAAAUUCCUGCCAGUACAGAGACUACAUUUCUCUGAUUGAUAAACUUCCUGACUACAACCAACCUUCUUUGUUUGGUCUUCCUGAGAAUAUUGAGCGGUCUUCUCAGAAGACCAUAAGUAACAAUGUUAUCUGUCAGCUGAGAAUCCUGAUGAGGUCUGACAUCAAAGGCAGUAAAUUUGAUAAGGAAGUCUGGUCUUCUGAACUGGGGCCCAUUCUCAAUUUGUGGAAGAAACUUAACCAGGGUCAGCAAUUGAUUCAUAUGAAGGUGAACCCACCAAAACAGAAAGAUGGCAACACGUCCCCCUUGCUGGCCUUUAUUCAACUCGAGAAGUACAAUGCCAUUAAACUUAUCCAGUUUGUCCAUUUGUCCCUGGCCGCACUCAGCAAGGUUAUCCGUGGCUCCACUCUGCUGACCGCUAGUGUCCAGCAACUUGCUGAAGCACUGCUCAAUCAAGAGGGGGCCUACCUCACCAUGCGUAUCGGUGGACUGCUUCUGGAGGGUUGUAUAUUUGACGGCCGUAACCUGUCUGAUAAUCAACCAGAAUCUCCAACAGUGUGUGCCCUUCCUCCAUGUUACAUAUCCUGGGUUCCAAAGAAUGUUCCUGAGAAAAGCAACACAGCCGAGCACAUCUCUCUACCUCUCUACUACAGUUCCCAGAGAGACAGGGUGGUCACCUAUUUGGAUUUACCGUGCAUCUCGUCCGAUCCGAACCACUGGCUGCAGUGUGGUGCAGCAAUCUUUCUCUCGUCCAAUACCUAACGAGAGAAGUAGGAAAGUGGGUAUGGAUGGUGGGAGGGGGGACUUAAAUGAGGUGAGAGAAAGAGUAAGAAAGAGAGAGAGAAAGAGUAAGAAAGAGUAAGAAAGAGAGAGAGAAAGAGAUAAGUGUAGACUGAGGAGAAGAAAAUGGAGGAGAGAGAGGGAAGGAGAUGGAGUUAUUGUAAAAACAAAAAUGGACCUUAUCAACAGAGAUUGUAUUUAGUAAUUUGAGAUGCUUAUUAAUUUGAUAGGGUUGUAGUAUAUAUCUAGGGAGAGUGUUGAGAUGGGGCUGCAGCUUUUGACAGCUUUUCACACAUAUUGCAGUAUACCACACUUCUAUAUAUUGCCGCAUCCAUCAAAAAACCCCAAUAUGACAUAGAUUAUGCACAAUAUUAAUAUCUAUAUUAGGGCGGUGAGCUGGCAGAAUCGUUAGCAUGCCGUGCGAAAUGCUUAGCAGUAUUUCAUCUACCAUUACAUUCUGAGUUCAAAUUCUGCCAAGGUCGACUCUGCCUUUCAUCUUUUCGGGGUUCGAUUAAAUAAAUACCAGUUAUGUACUGGAGUCGAUGUAAUCGACUUAGUCCCUUUGUCUGUCCUUGUUUGUCCCCUCUAUGUUUAGCCCCCUGUGGGCAAUAAAGAAAUAAAUAUUAAUAUCUAUAUCACACUGCACUGCUAAACAAUGUUACUUUUGUUGUCACAGUACAUGACUAUAUGUUGUUAUUAACAUCUCAACAUACAAUGUAACAUUUAUCUGUGAUAGUACCCCACUUUAUGUUAACAUAUCUAUCACAGUACCUCAUUAUGAGAUGUCAGAGGUUUUACAAGACUAUGCUAUGUUAACAUCAAUAUUACUCAAUGCUACAAUACAAUGUCACAUCUUUUGUCACAAUACAUGACUAUAUGUUGAUAAAUAUGUCACAGUAUACAAUGUUACAAUGUAACAUCUGUCACACUACUCCAUUAUACAAUGGUAGAUGCACUGUAACAGUUCACCUCUAAUGCAAUAUCACAUCUAUAUAAUAGUUUCAUUUAUGUCACAGUUCACAACAAUAUUGUCACAUGCCUUAGAGUUCACCACUAUAUAACAUUACAUCUGUGUCACAGCAUGUAGCAUUAUAAUGUCACAGUAAUGCCUUAAAGUAUUACAUCAGUAUCAUGUUACACUCCUAUACAUGUAACAUGUAUAGGGGUGUAUACAGUGGUGUAUUGUACAUGUGCUGUAGUACACUACUAUAUUGUAUCAUACCAGUGUCACAGUACAUCACUUACAGCACUGUACUGUAUCAUAUUUAUGUCAUAGUACGUUACUCUAUAUCUGUACCGCAAUACACCAAGAUAUAGUAUUGCAUUUAAAUCAUAGUACAUGACCAUAUAGUGUCAUAGUACACUUCUUUAUAACACCUGUGCCAAAAUAUACCUCUGUAUAGUAUAUGCAGAAUGUCGUUUUCUAGAACCUUUGGUUCCAAAGCCUUACCAGAUUAAUGGUUUUUCCAAACUAAGUGGGGAUCACCUCUAAAUUAAUCAUUCAUUCAUUCGGUUCACAUUGUGCCUUGUGGCACUUGAGGCGACAGCAAGAUCAUUCCACCUUCUAACUCUGAAAGUGUCCUGGACAGCUUGUUCCUUGUUAACCCUCUGCUUUUAAGAUCUGUUAUUGUUCUCCGCCACAUUUCUUUUUGUCGGCCACGUCUUCUUUUACCUUGUGGAACCCAUUGCAAAGCGAUGCUGACAAGUGAGCUUGGUUUAUAGCAGCAAACUCAACCCAGCCAUUUCCAUCUCCUUGCUCCAAUAGUUUCUGUUAUUAGUUUCAUGUUAGCCUUGGUAUGUAAUUGGCUAUUCGAGACCUAAAUUAAACAAAUACUAAAACAAUUAAAUGAAAUACAGGUACCUGUUCAUUAGAGUAAAUUAGGGUGGAUUAUAAGAGGAUCCAGACCAUUAGUAUUCAGUAUCACAACUAAUUCAUAGUAAACUAUAUAGUGUUACAGUACUCUACAAUAUCAUAUCUGUGUCACAGUACAAUACUAUAUACAAUACUAUGUUAUAUCUAUGUCACAGUACAUUACUCCAUAAUAGUAUCACAUCUAAGUUACAGCACACAAUUAUACAAUGUCAUAGUGAACAAUGCUAUAGGGUAUUGCACCUGAAUCACUAUAUACCACUUCAAAUAGUACCACAAUCACAGUACACUAAUAUCAUAUCUGUAUGUCUGUGAUAUGUUGUUGACUAGUAUUAAACAACUAAAGACUACUACCACCACCACCAUCAUUUAUUCACACUAUAAAACAAUGUUAAAUCUCUAAUAUUUAUAAUCUUGUUGCUGUAUUAUACCAUUUUACUACUGUAUCACAUUUAUUACUGUAUUAUACUAGUUAAUAUUUUGUUAUUAAUAUACUUUUUUUGUUAACCAGUGUUUACUGGUUGGAAACCUCUGAGGAUGUAUAUUUCGUAAGUUUAGGGUUUUUUUUUCUCCUUCUUUACACCACCAAUCCGUCCAAAGAAUAAAAUAUUUUCAGAAAUUAAUGUUA